AUUUAAGGAGUCCUCUAGAUCAAUUAAACAGACUUUAAGUCAACUGCUGCUGGAACCUACCUGGGAAACUCUUUGGUAAGAGCCUUCUAUUUUAUUUCAGAAAAUCAGAAGCAAGAACCUGCCUGGAAAACUCUUUGUUGGCAUGACUUCAACCAGAGACAUGGCUAAUAUAGUGAUCAUUUUAUGGGCAGUCUGCUUAUUUGCCAGUUCUGAUGGGAAAGCCAUGAUGAAGAGGUCUGUGAGUGAAAUGCAGAUCAUGCACAAUUUUGGGGAACACCUUCAUUCGGCUGACAGGCAAAACUGGCUCCUUGAGAAACUACAGACUCUACACCAUGAUGGCCAGCCUGCUGAAGAAGCAGCAGCAGUGGACGCUAAGCCUCGUGAAGUCAGAAGUUGGAGACUGAUGCCUGAUCACCUGCAGACAAAGAUGCAGAAGAAGCAAAAUGAUUGGAACAAGGCUUAUAGAGGUGUCACACUCAAAGCUAAGCCCCAGUGAAAAGAGCCAUAAUGUUGUGUUGCCAAUUAAGGACAUAUAGUAGUGAGCAGAUAGGGCAUUUUAUUAUUUAUAACUGCUGAGAUGAUGUCCAAGGGCAUAUUCACGCAAUACUACUUAUUGGGGAUUGGGUAUGCUUACAUUGCACAUCUUAUAUUCAUAGCCUACAUAUGGUGGGGACUUUGAUUCAUGCUGCUUUUUGAUUUGUCCUCAAGGUUGACAGGGUGAAUUAUAAGACUAAAGGAUACCAUGCAGUCUUUAUUAUUGGCUUCCUGGUGCAGAGGUAGAUUGUCAAGGAUAUAUCUCUUUCUUAGAGGGAUUGCAUCCACUUUGAGCUAUGCGAUGCUACUGAACCUGAUACAUUGGUAGCUGCUAGAAUGACAAGCCCAUAUAAAUCUUAAGACCAAGACCCACUUCAUGCAUUACUAUCAAUAAUGAGAUGGAUAGAACCAAUGUCCUGAUGCUGCUUAGGUGACUCAUCCUGACUUCUGGAUGAUACACAUAGUUCUUUCCAGUAGACAAAACAGGAUACAGCAG
Sphaerodactylus townsendi is the source of this 1030-nucleotide messenger RNA. It is a transcript of the gene PTH, whose product is annotated as parathyroid hormone. Gene Ontology annotation, biological process: cell-cell signaling; intracellular calcium ion homeostasis. Bases 143 to 496 code for a protein of 117 amino acids. The record is from RefSeq and is a predicted model, not a curated record. The transcript is spliced from 3 exons. Gene Ontology annotation, cellular component: extracellular region. NCBI's taxonomy places the organism in Eukaryota, Metazoa, Chordata, Lepidosauria, Squamata, Sphaerodactylidae. Gene Ontology annotation, molecular function: hormone activity; parathyroid hormone receptor binding.